UGGGCUGUGCCGGGCUGGGCUGGACCGGCCGCCCCUUCUCCUCCUCGGCCGGCGGAUCUCGCCGAGUUGGUGCCGUUCCCCCGGGCGGCUCUGUCCCCCCGGCCCGGGGCUGAGCAGCAGCCGCCGCCCCCCGGGACCCCCAUGGCACCGCCGCGAUGUUCGUGUCCCGGCUCCUGGAUUUCCAGAAGACGCGCUACGCCAGGUUCAUGAAUCACCGCGUCCCGUCCAACUGCAGGUACCAGCCCACGGAAUAUGAGCACGCAGCCAACUGUGCCACCCAUGCUUUCUGGAUCCUGCCCAGCAUCCUCGGCAGCUCCAUCCUCUACAUCCUCUCUGAUGACCAGUGGGAAACCAUCUCAGCCUGGAUCUAUGGCUUUGGCCUCUCCAGCCUCUUCAUUGUCUCCACCAUCUUCCACACCAUCUCCUGGAAGAAGAGGCAUCUCAGGACCGUGGAGCACUGCCUGCACAUGUUUGACAGGAUGGUGAUCUACUUCUUCAUCGCCGCGUCCUACGCUCCCUGGUUGAACCUGAGGGAGCUGGGUCCCUGGGCCUCCCACAUGCGCUGGAUCAUCUGGAUCAUGGCAUCCAUCGGCACCGUCUACGUUUUCUUCUUCCAUGAGCGGUACAAGCUGGUGGAGCUGGUGUGCUACGUCAUCAUGGGCUUCUUCCCCGCCUUGGUCAUCCUCUCCAUGCCCAACAGGGACGGCCUCCUGGAGCUGGUGGCCGGUGGCUUCUUCUACUGCCUGGGCAUGGUGUUCUUCAAGAGCGACGGCCGCAUCCCCUUCGCCCACGCCAUCUGGCACCUCUUCGUGGCCACAGGAGCUGGCAUCCACUACUAUGCCAUCUGGAGGUACCUCUACCGGCCCGGGGCGCUGGACACCAAAACCUCCCGGUAGAAGCCUUAAAGACGUCGUUUGUGCCACCCGGCCCGUGGGGACACGGAGGGCAGCGGGGACACAGCCUGCACCCUGGGCUGACCCCAAACCACCCCCUCGCCCCACGGACAGCGGCUGUCGGUGCCCUUCCCAUGCAAACAGGAGAGCCCGGAGGUGGAUUUUAAAUAUUUAAUGUUUUUAACCUUGGGAAUUUUUUUAGGCGAAGGUUUCAGAACACAGCGACUGACUGGGCUGUGGGUGAUAGGGGAGUGACCACUCUCUGGGAGCUUCGCUCACUCACCUGGUCUUGAGCUUCCCACGGGACUGGGAACCUUGGCCCCACAUGGCCCUGGCUGUGACACCCUGGGUUUGGCUACUGGAGCCCUUAGCGUGUGCUGCUGGGGGGACUGGAGGAGCCAGGAGGAGGGGAGAGGCCCAGUGGUGGAGAGGGAUGUGGUGAUGCCCCUGCGCCACCUGGACUGGCUCCUAAAUCGUCCUAAGUCCUGUCAGCAUUAACAGCUCCAUCCCAAGUCCUUGAGGGGAUGGUCCGUACUCAACGAGCCUUACAAGAGAUUGAAACUUGAAUCUCUUCCAGGGCAUCCCAGUCCCUGAGCACUGGGAAACCCUUUCUCUAAGCCAAUGUUAAGUGCACAACUCAGUACAUCCCUGGGAUCCCCUGUGGACGUUUUCUCCCUGAGUGCUUGGUUUUCCCCUCCAGCCUCGGUGCCAGCGGCAGCCUGAGGCACAGCCCUGCUCCCAGGCCCUGCUGCACAUGUGCCUUCAGCAGGGAGCAGAGCUGGGAUCCUGCUCCUGGCCUCUCCCUGGCUGGGGUCAGCCCAUCCACUUCAGGGGAUUCCCUUUCUCCUCGAGGGAGGGAAGUGAACCUCCUUGGACUGGGAUCACGGGGCUAGCUGCCUUCUCUGCUCUCAUUUGAUGAACCUAUUGUUCACCAGAUUUAAUUCCGCUUUUGGAAAGAUUUCUGGCAUUUCCAGGGUUGCUGCAGGGCAGGAAUGCAUCCACACGAAGCUUAGAUGUGAACUGCAAUGGAUAGAUCCCAGUGACGCUCAGUUUUUAAAUGCCUAACCCUGGCCACACAGUGCUAACACAUGGAACAUCCAUCCAGCUGCUGGGAGCAGCAGAAUGGGAAAACCACACCUGAUCCUGCUCCCCAAACACCCUGGCAGAGCUGCUGGAGCCAGGAGGGUGUGGUGUGUGCUGGGCUGUGCCUGCACCGUCCCCAUCAGCCCCCAAAAGAAUCAAUUAUCCAUCACCUCUUUGGCCUUUGACUGACCACAGCUGCAGCCUCUGGCACAAUGUGGCAAGUGCAGGAGAUUUACGGCCACCAUCCCACACCUCCUGCUUCUCCAGCGGCAUUCCAGGGAGCUGAGCAGAGCUCAGGGGCCCCCAGCCUGUGGCACCCCGGGCCUGGCUCUCCAGAACUGUGCAAAUUACCAAAGAGGAAGCAUCUGCAUACUCACCCCCUCCUGAUGUGGUGGCUGCGGUUGCCAGGCUGGCAAAGAUAUCUGGUGUGUUUUCACUUCCAUAGGCAGAAGUUUCCUGUAAAAGGUUCUGGGAGCUGUACCCAGCACCCCCACCUGGCACAGGGCUGCUGGGGAUCUGUGCACAGGGCACCCAAAGCAACCUUUGGGCUGGCACUGCCCUUGGGGUGGUCUUAGGGAUGGGGGUGAACGAGCUGGUGUGAGCCCAGGCUCUGCUGCUGCCUCUGCCCAGCCCUGGCCCUGCCACCUCCUUUGGAUGGAGAGGUGGAGAAGGAUGAGCUGUGAGUCACCAGCAGCUGAUGGAGCAUAUCUGGGGUUGGAAUGGCAGGAUACAGAGGUCCCGGAGUGGGAGAUGCCAUAUUUUCUGUCAUUACCCUUCUCUGUGCCUCUGUUUCCCCGUCUGUAAAAUGGGGGUGAAGACCCUGACCUACCUCACAGGGCUCAUGUGAGGACCCUGUGAAGCACUGGGAGGGCAGCCAGAGCUUCACAAAAACCUGCUCUGGAUUUCACUGAGUCUGGGGGAGCAGGUCCCAGAGCCAACGUGGGGCACGGUGACAACUUUGGCUUAGCGUGCCUGGCUCCCGUCCCCCUCUGUCACCAAAUCCCACAGGGAACCGCCCCAGGCUCAGCCCGUGCAAACAGCAAUCCCAGCCAUGGGCAGACAUCCCCUGGCAGGGGCUGAGGAUGCCCGGGCACCACCACUGUGUUUUGCCUGUAGGCUUCAUCCCAAGGGAUUUGCCUCGGAAACUGUUUUUCUAUUGAGGUCUUUUGGCCCUGAAUCUGUCCCGAGGGCUCCUGAGGCACAGGGAGGUGCCAGAGGGAUUUUUCUGAGGCUGCUUCAUCUCUGUCUCCUGUUGAAAACCCAGGGCAGGACAGAUGCUCGGUUAGGAACAUCCCCAGCCUGCCUCCAGCCCGGAUUUGCAGAGUGGGAUUCUCUGUAACUGAGAGGCUGCUCCCCCUCUUCUCUUGCUCCUAAAUCCUCCCCUGGCCAAGCAUGGGGGACACAGAGCGAGUUAUCGGAUUGUCCUCCUAUUUUAUACUAAUUUUACAUGACUUGUAACAUUCAGGGUGUUUGUGGAGGAGGGCUCGAGGGAUCUUUUUAGCAUCUCAUGUUUUUCACCAUCCAUCCUUGUUCAAUCAGUAUUUUAUAUUUAACACAGUAUUGGGUCAAAUACAAACAAACGUAAGGAAGAUAACGCUAGUGGAUAUUUGUUUCCUGUGGAGUAGGAUCGAAAUAAAAACUCAAGAUACCUCA
Hirundo rustica (Barn swallow) is the source of this 3629-nucleotide messenger RNA. It is a transcript of the gene MMD2, whose product is annotated as monocyte to macrophage differentiation associated 2. NCBI's taxonomy places the organism in Eukaryota, Metazoa, Chordata, Aves, Passeriformes, Hirundinidae. The coding region runs from base 156 to 896 and encodes 246 amino acids. Gene Ontology annotation, molecular function: pore-forming activity. The record is from RefSeq and is a predicted model, not a curated record. Gene Ontology annotation, cellular component: membrane. The transcript has 7 exons.